Molecule: messenger RNA, 374 nt
Organism: Zalophus californianus (California sea lion)
Lineage: Eukaryota; Metazoa; Chordata; Mammalia; Carnivora; Otariidae
Gene: S100A6
Product: S100 calcium binding protein A6
Cellular component (GO): nucleus; perinuclear region of cytoplasm; cytoplasm
Molecular function (GO): S100 protein binding
Source: RefSeq, a predicted model, not a curated record
AUGGCGUGCCCCGUGGUUCAGGCCAUUGGCUUCCACAAGUACUCGGGCAGGGAAGGUGACAACACUCUGAGCAAGAAGGAGCUGAAGGAGCUGAUCCAGAAAGAGCUCACCAUUGGUGCGAAGCUGCAGGAUGCUGACAUUGCAAAGCUGAUGGACGACCUGGACCGGAACAAGGACCGGAACAAGGACCGGAACAAGGACCAGGUGGUGAACUUCCAGGAAUAUGUCACCUUCCUGGGAGCCUUGGCUUUGAUCUACAAUGAUGCCCUCAAGGGCUGAAAAUAAAUCAGGAAGGUGGAGACACCCUCCAUCGGGCCUGCCUGAGUCAGCUCCAGUGGUGGGUAACUGUUCAAUAAAUAUCUUUUUUUGGUCAA